ACUUUGCCCACCGCGGGCUCUUUGUCUGCAGCACCAUGGACAGCAGCCCACUGGCUCACCUCGACGCUGCUGAUUUCUUGCACAUCUGGCAGCACUUCGAUGCGGACGGCAACGGUUACAUAGAGGGGAAGGAGCUUGAUAACUUUUUCCAUCAUCUGCUGAAGGCACUGGACCGUGGAAGCGUUAUAACAGAAGAAAAAGUUCGGAAGGUGAAAGAACAAUAUAUGUCAGCUUAUGAUGUGAGUGCAGAUGGACGCUUACAGAUACAAGAGCUUGCCAAUAUGAUCUUACCAGAGGACGAGAACUUUCUGCUGCUUUUCCGACGAGAAACACCCUUGGACAAUAGUGUGGAGUUCAUGCGGAUCUGGCAUCAAUAUGAUGCUGAUAGAAGUGGCUUUAUUUCCUCCGGUGAGCUCAGAAACUUUCUGCAAGAUCUUUUUCAGCAACAUGGAAAAACCAUUUCUAAGGCAAAAUUGCAGGAAUAUACUGAUACCAUGAUGAAGAUCUUUGACAAAAAUAAAGAUGGACAACUGGACCUGAAUGAUCUAGCAAGGAUCCUGGCUCUUCAAGAGAAUUUUCUGUUGCAAUUUAAAAUGGAUGCUUGUAGUACAGAAGAAAGGAAAAGAGAUUUUGAGAAGAUCUUUGCUCAUUAUGAUGUUAGUAAGACAGGAGCACUUGAAGGCCCAGAAGUGGACGGAUUUGUUAAAGAUAUGAUGGAACUUGUCAAGCCUAGCAUUAGUGGCACGGAGCUGGACAAACUGCGCCAGAUACUGCUUCGCCACUGCGAUGCCAACAAGGAUGGGAAGAUUCAAAAAUCUGAACUCGCUUUGUGUCUGGGAAUUAAAAUGACCCCAUAG
This is a messenger RNA of Euleptes europaea (tarantolino), 857 nucleotides long. It is a transcript of the gene SCGN, whose product is annotated as secretagogin, EF-hand calcium binding protein. The coding region runs from base 36 to 857 and encodes 273 amino acids. The record is from RefSeq and is a predicted model, not a curated record. The transcript is spliced from 11 exons. NCBI's taxonomy places the organism in Eukaryota, Metazoa, Chordata, Lepidosauria, Squamata, Sphaerodactylidae. Gene Ontology annotation, molecular function: calcium ion binding. Gene Ontology annotation, cellular component: nucleus; dendrite; synapse. Gene Ontology annotation, biological process: regulation of long-term synaptic potentiation; regulation of presynaptic cytosolic calcium ion concentration.